AUGUUCAUCCUCACCCGGGUCCAGCUUCAGAUAAACGUAUUACUUCACGGAAAGGGAGACAACCCAGAUAUCCAUGUACUAAAUGUGAAAGAGGAGUUACCUCUCGUAGUAAAGCAAUUAACAAAUGCUGACUGGAGUACUUGUUUUUACUCUACUGAUGUUAAUACUGCAUGGAUUUCUUUUAAAAAUGUGUUUACUAGUGUUUUAGACUAUGUGGCCCCAGUAAAGGAAGUAAGACUACGUAACCAGUCAGAGCCUUGGAUUAACUCCGAAAUACUAGAUAGUAUCAAACAAAGAGACUCGUAUUUAUAUAGAUACAAAAGGUAUGGUGAAAGAGAGGAUUAUAAGAUUUUUUGUAAAGUACCUGAUGAAAUGAAGUUGGCUAGAGUAAAACCACUUUACAAGAAGAAUAGUGUUCUAGAAGUUGGUAAUUAUAGGCCUGUCAGUAUUUUAAGUGUAGUUUCAAAAAUUUUAGAGAAAGCGGCUUAUGUUCAACUUGAAACAUUUUUGGUUUCCAAUAAUUUACUGUAUGAACACCAGUCUGGUUUUAGAAGGUGUUAUUCUACAGAUAGCUGUCUUAUUCACUUACAAGAUGUUAUAAGAAUUAAUACUAGUAAAGGGUUAUACACAGGUAUGGUGAUGCUUGACUUGCAAAAGGCGUUUGACACCGUAGACCAUGAUAUUCUUAGUGGAAAGUUAGAAUUAAUGGGUGUUCAGUCUAUUUCCUGGUUCAGAUCAUAUCUUUCAGAACGUUCACAAAUUGUUAAUAUCGGAAAUACUUACUCUAAAUCAAACAGUGUGACCUGUGGCCUCCCCCAAGGUAGUAUUCUAGGGCCGUUGCUUUUUCUGUGCUACGUAAAUGAUAUGAUUUUAAGUAUUGAUAAUGAUUGCAAGUUAAUACUGUAUGCAGAUGACAGCACUAUUUUAUUCUCACAUAAAGACCCGAAUUUCAUCUCAGAAAAACUUGGGACAGCCCUAGAAAGCUGUUCAGAAUGGCUUGUAGACAAUAAGCUGUCACUCCACCUUGGAAGCGAAGCGGGUAGUCCUAGAAGCCAUCAAUCUGGAAGUCCAAUGAGGGAAGGGUCAGUAUCUCCUGCCCAUAGUGGUGCAUCCGGCAGUCCAAUGCAUGAAGGAUCAGUAUCUCCUACACACAGUAAAGGUUCCAGAAGUCCUGACAGAGAGGGUUCAGUUUCCCCAGCUCAUAGUGCUGCUUCAGGAGGUCCUGACAGAGAGGGUUCAGCGUCCCCUGGUCAGAGGUCAGGGAGCCCUCACAGAGAAGGAUCUGCCUCACCAGCUCAUAGUGCAAGGUCACAUUCUCCGGACAAAAGUAGGUCAGCCUCGCCUAGGAGUGUCCACAGUGGUGGGGAUGGCAGUCCUUCACACAGUAGAGAAGGAUCAGCAAGUCCUGCAGGAAGUCAUAGGUCUGGAGGAUCUGCUAGAAGUCGAUCUGGUAGCCCUGCUCACAGUCAUAAAUCUGCACGUAGUAGAUCAGGAAGUCCUGCACAUAGUGAAAGGUCUGCUCGUAGUAGAUCUGGAAGCCCUGCACAUAGUGAAAGGUCUGCCCGUAGUAGAUCUGGAAGCCCUGCACAUAGUGAAAGGUCUGCUCGUAGUAGAUCUGGUAGCCCUGCACAUAGUGAAAGGUCUGCUCGUAGCAGAUCAGGGAGUCCUGCACACAGUGAAAGGUCUGCUCGUAGUAGAUCUGGUAGCCCUGCACACAGUGAACGGUCUGGUAGUCCUGCACAUAGUCAUAGGUCUGCUCGCAGCAGAUCUGGUAGCCCAGCACAAAGCAGAGAAGGUUCAGCUAGCCCAGCUGGUAGUCGUAGAUCAAGAAGCCAUUCAGGUAGCCCUGCUCGUAGUAGAUCAGGAAGUCCAGCAUCCAAAAGGUCAAGGUCAGGUUCGAGGAGUCCAGCAGGAAGCCACAGGAGCAGAUCUGGGAGUCCAUCAGAACAUGGCAGUCAGAAGAAAGAUGGGCAUGCUUCUGAUUCAGAUGAUUCUAUAAUAGGUCGUAAGAAAGUACCGUCAGAAGAUGAUGGGCUGUCUGACAUCGAGGGUGGGGAACAAGUGCAAGCCACUGUGGAUGAUCUGUUUGGUGAUGCUGAUGAUAUAAGUUCUGAUGAAGAGGCUAAGAAAGAUUUAGAUAAAAAAGAUGAUGAUAGAGGAGAUGAUGAUGAUGAAGGUAGAACUCAGAAACCAAUGAUAGAAGGUUCGGAUGAAGAAAACCAGGAACCAGAAGAGGCUCCGGAAACGAGAAUUGAAGUUGAAAUCCCGAGAAUCAAAACCAACCUCGGCAAAGCUGUACAUUAUGUUAAAUUGCCCAACUUUCUCAGUGUGGAAACAAGACCAUUUGAUUCUCAGACAUAUGAAGAUGAGAUAGAUGAAGAUGAAGUGUUAGAUGAAGAAGGUAGAACAAGAAUGAAGCUAAAAGUUGAAAACACAAUAAGAUGGCGGACAUUGAAAGACGAGGAAGGAAAUGAUUUAAAAGAUGAGGAAGGUAAACCAAUGAGAGAAAGUAAUGCCAGGGUUGUCAGAUGGUCAGACGGAAGUAUGUCACUACAUCUAGGGGAGGAAAUAUUUGACAUACACACUAUGCCAAUUCAAGGAGAUUUUAACCAUUUAUUUGUACGACAAGGAACUGGUUUACAGGGACAGUCUAUAUUCAAAACUAAACUUACAUUUAGACCACAUUCCACAGAAUCAUUUACACAUAGAAAGAUGACCCUGUCAUUAGCUGAUAGAUCUACAAAGAAACAGAAAGUUAAAAUUCUACCAAUAUCAGGACAUGAUCCUGAAUCACAAAGAUCGGAAAUGAUCAAAAAAGAGGAAGAAAGAUUACGGGCAUCAACGAGGUUAGAGAGUCAGAAACGUCGUGUACGUGAGCGGUCACAUGCGAAGGGUCUCAGUCACAGUUAUCUCGAGGGUUACGAGGAUGAGGAGGAGGAAGGAGGAAUUUCAUUAUCAGCCAUUAAAAAUAAAUAUAAACGUGGAGAUAAAAGAGAUCGUCCUCAUAUAUAUUCAUCAGACAGUGAUGAAGGAGGUUAUGAUUCAGAACAAGAAGAUACUGGUGCCAAACGAUUAAUGAAAGCUAAAAAAGUCAUCAGCGAUGAUGAGGAUUCUGAAACUGAGACGUUACCUAAGAAGAAGAAAGCUCGGGUUGUUGAAAGUAGUGAUGAAGAGGAGGGCGGGGCCAAGGGUAGUGAAGAUGAGGCGGGUGGAGCUAUGGACACAGGGGGUAAUGCCAGUGGUGGAGGGGGUGGUAGUGACUCAGACUGAAAAUGAUAAAAAGUGUUCUGAAGUAUGGAAGUGUAUAAUAGUGACAAGUGCUUGUCUUGUGUAGCAGUAACACAAGGGGUUUAAGAGUGGUGGGAUAAGAUGCAGUUUUUGGUUACGUUGUCAUAUGCUGAAGAAUUUACUGUAUAAUUUAGCAACAUCAUAUAGCUGCCUGCAGGAUUACAAAACUACACACUACAACAGUCACUUUUUAUAACUGUAAUGUUUUUGUUUGUUUUAGUGAAAAAAUUCAUGAUGACAAAUGAAGUUGAUUGAUUUGUCAUGUUUUGAUGUAAUAAAAAAGUAGAUAUAACAAAAACAUAAUCGUAUCAUCUAUGUCUGUAGUUCAAUGUUUUGAGAAUUUUUUCUUCAUUUCAUUGUUAUCUAGCUACUGGAAAAUUAUACCCCCGCACAACAAAGUUGUAAGGGGGGUAUACUGGAAUCAGGUUGUCCGGCUGUACGUCGGUUUCUUCUUGUCCGCCCAAUAACUAAAGAUUCCUUUGACCCUUAGUCUUCAUAUUUGGCAUGGAGGUUAGUCAUGAUAAGUAGAUGACCCCUAUUGAUUUUGAGGUCACCAGGUCAAAGGUCAAGGUCACAGGGGCCUUGACUUCAAAAAGCUUGUCUGCCCAAUAACUUAAUAUUCCUUUGACCCAUAGUCUUCAUAUUUGACAUUGAGGUUAGUCAUGAUCUAGUAGAUGACCCCUAUUGACUUUGAGGUCACCAGGUCAAAGGUCAAGGUCACAGGGGCCUUGACUUCAAAAAGCUUGGCCACUCAGAUUCCUUUGACCCACAGUCUUCAUAUUUGGCAUGGAGGUUAGUCAUGAUUGGUAGAUGACCCCUAUUGACUUUGAGGUCACCAGGUCAAAGGUCAAGGUCACAGGGGCCUCUACUUCAAAAAGCUUGUCCGCCAAAUAACUUAAUAUUCCUUUGACCCACAGUCUUCAUAUUUGGCAUGGAGGUUAGUCAUGAUUAGUAGAUGACCCCUAUUUACUUUGAGAUCACCAGGUCAAAGGUAAAGGUCACAGGGGCCUUGACUUCAAAAAGCUUGUCUGCCCAAUAACUUAAUAUUCCUUUGACCCAUAGUCUUCAUAUUUGACAUUGAGGUUAGUCAUGAUUAGUAGAUGACCCCUAUUGACUUUGAGGUCACCAGGUCAAAGGUCAAGGUCACAGGGGCCUUGACUUCAAAAAGCUUGGCCACUCAGAUUCCUUUGACCCACAGUCUUCAUAUUUGGCAUGGAGGUUAGUCAUGAUUGGUAGAUGACCCCUAUUGACUUUGAGGUCACCAGGUCAAAGGUCAAGGUCACAGGGGCCUCUACUUCAAAAAGCUUGUCCGCCAAAUAACUUAAUAUUCCUUUGACCCACAGUCUUCAUAUUUGGCAUGGAGGUUAGUCAUGAUUAGUAGAUGACCCCUAUUUACUUUGAGAUCACCAGGUCAAAGGUAAAGGUCACAGGGGCCUUGACUUCAAAAAGCUUGUCUGCCCAAUAACUUAAUAUUCCUUUGACCCAUAGUCUUCAUAUUUGGCAUGGAGGUUAGUCAUGAUUAGUUGAUGACCCCUUUUGAUUUUGAGGUCAAAGGUAAAGGUCACAGGGGCCUUGACUUCAAAAAGCUUGUCCGCCCAAUAACUGUAGAUUCCUUUGACCCACAGUCUUCAUAUUUGGAAUUGAGGUUAGUCAUGAUUAGUAGAUGACCCCUUUUGAUUUUGAGGUCACUGGAUCAAAGGUCAAGGUCACAAACACUUUGACUUCAAAAAGUUUGUCCACCCAUUAACUUACGAUUCCUUUGACCCUCAGUCUUCAUAUUUGGCAUGGAUGUUGAUCAUGACCAUAAGGUGACCCCUAUUGACUUUGAGGUCACUGGGUCAAAGGUCAAGGUCACAGGGACCUUGACAAAAAAAAGCUUUUCUUCUCAAUUGCUAAAGAAUGCCUGUUUGCAGUGUAUUGAUUUUGACAUUUUCGCAUUUGAAGCAUGUAGAAUACAUAACUUAGCAUUGCAAUGGCUUAGUAACCUCAGAUUUGGCAGGGAGGUUGUCCCUGAGCUCUAAAUGGCCACUGUUGAUUCUGACAAAGUGGUAUGCGGGGGUAUUCAAGCCAUGAUAGUGGCAGUUCAAGUUUUCUUAGACAAUUAAGCAUGUUUUAUAUUCAUUUUAUUUAGUGAAAUUCUAUAAUACAAAUAUAAGAAAUCUAUUUUUUUUUCAUAAACAAGUAGACUAAGAAAUGUGCAAUAUUUAAUAAAAAGUUAUUUCUGAUCUCUGUAUAGUACGAUCUGUCGGUCAUUAAAGAUAUGCUAUGUUUAUCUUUGAGUAAAAUAAACUUUCAUUGUAUAAAUGUAUUGACAUCUAUGAAAUUCUUGAUAAGUAAAUCUUAUUUCAAUAAAAGAAUAUAGAAACUGUGUAAGGGGAGCUACAUUGCCUAUUAUGGGUCAAGUAAAGAUGGUUCUAAAAAAAUUGCAAGUUUUUUAAUUAUUAAUGGCACUAUAUAUUCAUAUUAUGACCACCCAUAGUGUGUAUAGUAUGAACAUAACAUAUAUAUUUUGUGUGAAGUCAAAACACGUUAAUUUUAUGUAUAAGUAGAGACGGUGUAGUAAUUAUGAAUAUUUUCAAGUUUAAGAUUUGAGCAUAGUACAUCUGCAACUGACUUUUAAAACAGAUGCUUAUCAAAUAUCACUUGGGACUUGAAUUCUAUUAUUUGAGGAAACACUAAUAUCUUGUGUCAAGUUAUGGUAAACCUAUCUGUAGACAUACAAGAGUAACCAUAACUUGACACAAGAUAUUAGUGUAGACAUACAGUUGCUGAUAGGGACUUUGAGUCUAUAAAGAGAUAUGUUGUUUUGUUUUGUUAAUUGUUUUAACAAUGUAAAUCAUGAAGUUAGACAAAGAAGCCCAAAGGGUACAGAUCAAUGUUAUGUAAAUCAUGAAUCAUUUUGUUUACAACACAUUUAUGAUGCUGUAAAUUGCAAUGUAUUAAUUUUUGAAAAGCAAAAUAAAAUUGAUAUGAAUUUA
This is a messenger RNA of Ruditapes philippinarum (Manila clam), 6266 nucleotides long. RefSeq names its product RNA polymerase-associated protein LEO1-like. Bases 1 to 3270 code for a protein of 1089 amino acids. Gene Ontology annotation, cellular component: Cdc73/Paf1 complex; nucleus. The record is from RefSeq and is a predicted model, not a curated record. Gene Ontology annotation, biological process: positive regulation of transcription elongation by RNA polymerase II; transcription elongation by RNA polymerase II. The transcript is spliced from 15 exons. Gene Ontology annotation, molecular function: RNA polymerase II C-terminal domain phosphoserine binding. NCBI's taxonomy places the organism in Eukaryota, Metazoa, Mollusca, Bivalvia, Venerida, Veneridae.